Dermacentor andersoni is the source of this 10335-nucleotide messenger RNA. Its product is annotated as F-box only protein 21-like. Lineage: Eukaryota; Metazoa; Arthropoda; Arachnida; Ixodida; Ixodidae. The record is from RefSeq and is a predicted model, not a curated record. Gene Ontology annotation, molecular function: DNA binding; protein binding.
AGGAACCGGAACCUCAAGGCGCCUUCUCGCUUGUCACCUGACAAACCUGUGACGUUUUAUUUUUGUAUUUUUUGUUCCUGUUUCGCAAUAGGGUUAAAAACCUAGCGCGCGUGAGCACCUCUCUUGCCAGACCAUCUCCAGACGAUGUAACGAUGGCGGCGGCAGAGGAGCCGGAGCCCGCGUUUACGUUGGACUUGUUGCCGCAAGAAGUGAUCCUGCACAUCCUGUCAUUCCCACAAAUCGAAGUGGACGAUCUCCUGCGCUUCUCCGAAGUGUGCUCAAAGUUCCGCGAUGUCGUGUGCAGCAACGACUUGUGGAAGAAGAAAUUCAAUCGACGGUGGCCUGACCUUUUUCGCCAGCACAGUGCUGCCAACACACGAUGGCGCAAAGAGUGCCUGGAGCGCCUCUCCUGUGGACUCAAGCUCAGAUCCUGGAUGUCGCAGAUGUCACGGGAUUUCUACGUGCAUGAUGAGCUCUCCGAGGAUGCGUUCCGGGGAAUUUCGUCCCUAAGCUGCCAUCCGCGAAAGCUGCUCUUCUUCAGUGACGAGCUGGCGGCUAUUUUGGAGGACGAUCAGCCGAAUGAGGAUCUCACGCUCAAGUAUUACGCCCGACGGGUGCAGUGCCAUGUCUGCCAUGAGCACAUGAAACAGCGCUGGGAGUCGUACCUGGGGUGCGACACCUCGGCCGAGCCCAGCCUGGAAGAGGGCGCACUCCUUGUCUCACAGUGGUGUCAACCACUGUACCGGGUGCCAACCGAGUGGGUGCGUCGCACUCUGGACGAAUUGGCUCGCCGAGCCAAAGCUAUAGUGGCCACAAGGCAUCCCGGGCACCCCCUCGUCAGGUGCGACUGGCAGUUGAGCCAUACAGCCCUAUCCGAAUCAAGGUGGAGCCCCGGGGAGUGCCGGUCUGUGCUCAUCUGCAUCAACCAGGCCCUGUUUAACGAAUUUGGCCUGACGGGAGACAGGCAGCACUACCACACGCCGGAGAAUUCGUUUAUAGACAAGGUCUUGGAAAAGAAAAGCGGGAUCCCACUGACAUUGUGUGUGAUAUAUGGAGCAGUGGCCAGGCGCCUGGGCAUUCUCUGCAUGCCGGUCAACUUCCCCACACACUUCCUUCUCAAGUGGCUGGAGCACCCUCUGUUGCCAGAGGAUCAGCGAUACACCUACAUCGAUGUCUACCACGGUGGUCGCUUCAUGGCACAGGAUGAAUGCGUGUCCCUGUGCCCAAACCUGCAACUGGACAGGGACACCUGCUACAGUGUGCUCCGCACGCCAAAGGUGCUGGUGCGGAUGUGCUGGAACCUUGUGGAGGCUUGGCGGCAGUUUGAGGGCAACCUGGGCAUGCAGGGGCUCCGCUACGCCCUGGAGCUGCUCGAGCUGUUUGAAGGUCGCGGGCGGCACCGCAGCGACCCCAUGCGGGGCGACAUCGAGCACCGGCUUCUUCUGGCGCGCGUCUACCUGCACCUGGGCAUCAACUACGAGCAGAUCCUGUACAUGCUGAAAGGAAUCGAGGCGGCACACCCGGCAUCCAGCGCCAUUGUGGCCUACAUGUAUCGCACCGCCCAGAGCCAGAUGGUGGCGUUAGAGCAGCGGAGGGAGAACCGCUCGCAGAGGCAGCCCCGCAAGCUCCGAACCGAGCCCCGGUCGCACGCCAAGGUGGCCUACGCUGUGGGCAUGAUCAUGCGGCACAAGAAAUAUCACUACCAGUGUGUCAUCUACGGCUGGGACGGCAAGUGUGCAGCCAACCGGGACUGGAUCUUCCAGAUGGGCGUGCACAACCUCAGCCACGAGGACAGGCAGCCCUUCUACAACGUCCUAGUCGAAGAUGGCUCCAACCGAUAUGCUGCUCAAGAAAACUUGGAAAUGUCUACGAGCCCCGAUGUGAUCACGCACCCCGACGUUGGGAAGUACUUCGAGCGUUUCUGCGGCACGUACUACCUCCCAAACGCCGAGAAGGAGUACGAGUACCCCGAAGACGCGCUGGUGCGGGACAAGCUUGUGCUCCAGACGUUCCACAGUAGUGAUGACGAAGAAGAGGAAGAAGAGGCGUGCAGCAUUUAGACCCUCCCCCAACUGCCAGGAUGGUUCGCGACCUGGUCGAUGCUCAAGGGUGAGCUCGUCGGCAGAUCAGGGUUGCCUUUCUGUUGCGUUUUCUGGCUCUGGGGAUGCCAAUGCAGCGCGAGUCUUGUGCAGUCUCCCGAAUUGCUGUGGAGUUUAUAAUUGUACAUUUGUGAUCAGUUUGCCGGCGAAAUUGUUGUCGCAGCUGUUUUUCAAAGGCAGAGUAGUGAACUUCUGCCAUGUUGUACAGUAGCUCUAGGAGGAUUUCCGUUUGUGUCUCUGCAAAGCUCCAGGAAACCUAGAGGCAAAUGUGUUUGUGUUUAGCACGACAGAAAUUGUGUUUUUUUUUUUUAACUACAGAGGUGUGCAUAUUGCAUUCAUGUUGUAUAGCCACGGUAAGUGUAAAAGGUAGCAAGGUGAUUCAAGCCUGAACGCAGUGCAGUAUUUGUUUCUUGCUUUUCUAGUAUUUUGUUGUGUUCAAGAUAUGGUACAGCAUUGGCGCUUGCAAGUGUGUGAUAACACUCUUCAGGACAGUUGUCGAGACAUUUCAUGAUUUGGUUGCAUAUAAGCUGUGAAUUUAUCCGAGUGUUGGCCACUGAGCCAUUCAGUGCUUGUCAGUGAGAUGAAGUAAGGUGAGGCGUGCAUCCUGAAAACAUGCGCAGAUGUGAUCAUUAUAUACUAAGCUUUAGAAACUGCUAAAAAGAAAAGCUGAGCCAUGGUAUAAGCGUGUCACACAGGGAACUUACAAUGGCGGUCCAGUUCAUUGCCUCAGAGAUUCUCAAAUUGUUUCAAACUCAAGGAGUUGGGUCGCUGAUACGCAGUAAACCUGACAGCCGUUGAGAUGUUUCAGUAAUCGAACACCAAGCACUUGGUGCGUGACUGUUGUGCAUCCCCAAAAAUGAUUAACUGUGAAAAAUUAUCUGAGUGUCUGAAAUGCAAUUUCUUUGCUGCAAGAUCUUCAUAAUGUCAUACUGAAACAGUGUAAAUUUUUAGCUAUGUUAGUACUGCACUCUCACACUUUCUUUUUCCCAGAUCAUGACUCAUUUUAUUUAAGUGCUCUGGCAACAUUGAGGUGGCUUGCCACAGUCUUUUCUUCUAUGACAGAGUGAGUCUUCCACUUGUCAUUGAUGAAAGAGAACAAGUUAUUAUUAUAAAGUCAUUAAUAUUUUUAAUUAUUUUCUAUUUUUUUACUGCAUUUUUAUAGUGUGCUGUUAUAAGAACACUGCUGAUGAGGCUCCUACUCUUACUGCUCAAAGGCCAAUGAGAUUUCAGUAGAGCUGCACACAACUCUGUCAACACUGUAGACUAUUGACUCGACAGCCAUUAAAACUAGCCGUGCAGUAAUGCCUAAGUUACCUGUAGGACAAUAGGCGAUUGGCUCAAAGGCCUCAGAAGUGACAGCACAGGUGACAUCACUGUGGCAUCAUAAAUUUCGUCUCUUUUCCCGUGUUUUCAUCUCAUAAGGAGGGCAGCCGAGUUAAUGUUCAUAGAACUGCUUUUAGACAAGUUCUAUCCACAAUUGCCUACCACCGGGGCGAUAGUCUCGUCACGCCAAUCACCAUUGCGAAUUGCAGGUUCCAAAGCACCAAGCAGAGAGCAAAGGCUCUUAAUGAGAAAUGAGUUUAGUGCAUACCAGCCCAGUUAAUCAGCCGAAGAUAUAAUUUGCUGUCCUCUUGCACUGACUUGCUCAAUGGGGAGGUAUUAUGCAAGAGUCUACCUAUUGGACUUGUCCAUUUCGUCUGCUGCUGAAGUGCUGAUUGGCUGUGAUGCACCCUAGCCCAGCCAAUCAGCACUUUGAAAUGGACAAGUCUACUACGUGGACUCAUACAGAAUACCUCCUCUGGUCAACACUUUCGCAAUGUCGCUUAAAAGCGCGACUCUUUUGGAAGUUUGUCCUAGCAGUUUGAAAGUAUAGAAUGUUUUUCUUUUUACUUUCAAUACAAGCCCAUUAUGCUAAAUCUGUACCACAUACCUUUACAAAUGGGUGUUGGCACGCAUACCCCCUGAAGCACGCAUACCCCCUGACGAUUAGAAAGGGCUGGGCAUGGAUAAAAAAAAGAUAGCCCAAUUAAUUAGGACAUGUUCAAUUAUUAAUAUAUUGUUACGAGGAUGUUGCAAGUAUAGGAAAACUAAAUUUACAAAAUAUAUACAAGAUGAGUCAGAGCAGUUAAGAUGGCUUCAUUUGUAGCCGCGCAGAAGAGAGUCCAUCAUACGUUCAAAUGUCGCAGGAGCAUUGCAUAGGCCAAAGGGCAUGACUUUGAACUGAUAUAAGCCAUCCAGCAUGAUGAAGGCCGUCUUCUCGCGGUCCAUUUCAUCAGUGGAAAUCUGUGAGUAGCCGGAUCGAAGAUCGAUGGACGAGAAGUAUUUAGCUCCGUGCAAGCAGUCCAAGGCGUCAUCGACGCGUGGUAGUGGAUAGACGUCUUUUCGCGUGAUCUUGUUUAAGUGGCAAUAAUCGAUGCAAAAACGCCAGGUACCAUCUUUAUUUUUCACAAGAAUGACAGGCAAAGCCCAAGGGCUGGCCGAUGGCUCGAUGACCUUUUUGUGGAGCAUUUUGUCCACUUCUGAUUGGAUGACUCGGCGUUCAGCAUGCGAUACACGAUAGGGACGCCGACGAAUAGGAUUCUUAUCUCCAGUGUUUAUACAGUGGUGAACAACAGAUGUUUGGCCUAAAGGCCUGUUGCCGAAAUCAAAGAUGUCACUGUACGAUUCAAGCAAGAGGUGUAUGUCCGUGGCCUGUGCAGAGGUGAGGUCAGGUGCUAUCAUUUUCGCGAAGUCAUUCAUUAAGGAACCAGAGCUGUCAUCUGCAAUUGGGGCUAAUAAGCCACUCUCGGCAUUCAGCCUCUCAAUGUCAAAUUCGCAACCACUAGAAACGCUGUCCAAGAACAUGCCAGCCGGAAGCACUUGAGGGCACAGGCUGAAAUUCAGAAGUGGUAGAACGACGUCGUUAUUAGUAACCGUGACCAACGUAUGCGGAACAGCAACCUUCCGGUUCAAAAGCACGUGAAUGAUGGGGCGAAGCACAUAUUCACCAUCAGGAACCUGUGGCUGAGCGGUCAAAGUGACGUAAGUAACUGCCUCGGGUGACAGACGCACAUCUUGAAGCGAGCACAAGCGCGGUGGGGCGGUACUCGGAGCAUCGGCGAGUUGAGGCACUUCUAACUGAAGAACGCCGAUUGCGCAGUCGAUGAGAGUAGAAUGAGUGGAUAAAAAGCCCAAUCCAAGGAUAAUGUCGUGAGGGCAGCUGUCUAUCACAGCAAGGAGAACAGAAGUAGGGCGGCCGGCUAUAAUUAAACGCGCACUACACAUUCCAAGAACAAUCAGCACGCAGCCGUCGACCACACCAAGCACUCUGCCAGCUGCUAGGGUGAGGACCUUCUUUAAAUGUCUACGUAGGCUAGCACUCAUCACAGAUACGUGGGCUCCAGUGUCGAUGAGUGUUUGGACAGGUACGCCGUCUAUUUUAACGUCAAUUAAGCUCCUCCUUGUGGGCACAGACAGAGGAUUUGCUGCAGUAGUCGGCAAUGCAGCACCACCUCCGAGGGCUGCAUUUCCUAGUUUUCCGAACCGGUGCAGCCAAAAGCCACAGGGGAUGAAAGGCGACGUGGCUGCAGCAAACGGGAAGAUGGGCGACGUGUUUGCAGUGAACGAGACUGGUGUCCGCGCGGCAAUGGUGAGCGGCUGUACCACGUGUUCCGAGCAGAGUUGUCGGCGCUGUUAAACUUGGCGGUCGGCGAAAUAUUGCGGGUAUUUCCAUCAAAACGGCUCAGGUUGGUUGGCGUGCGAGGUGUUGAGGGCCACGAGUUGCGACAGUAUCUGGCGACAUGACCAAUGCGGUGACAGGUGAAACAUAUCAGCUGGUCAUCCGCAGUUCUCCACUCAGGCGGGUUGCGAUAACGUGGAGAGAAGCGUCGGGGUGGAGCGAAAAUAGGAGGGCGUUCGUUAGCUCUGGGAUUGGCAACAGCACGCACAGACUGUAAACCAAUGUUUUCAAGUUCCUGGUGAACGAUGACUUGUACCAGGGGAACUGAAAAUGUGGUAGCAUCAGGGCUAUGUGAACAGAAAGCUGCGGGCACCAUCGCAUCCAGUUCACGUCUAAUGAUUCGCACCACGUCCUCUGAUGGCAGCGCAUGAUUCUGUGCGGGUUGAUCUUCACAAGUCGACGUUGCGGCAGUAUUGGGAAGUCUGGCGAAUGGUUGUAAGACGCGUCAACUUUUGGCCUGCUCGGAUUGUCGGCACUCUUUAAUGAUUGCGUCAACUGUAGAGCAACUCUUGCACAUGAGCAGAUUAAACUCAUCGUCAGCAAUGCCCUUAAGCACGUGCCCGACCUUCUCAGCUUCUGGCAUGUCGUGAUCGGCUUUACGACAAAGUGCCAGCAUGUCCUGGAUGUACGAGACAAAGGACUCUGUGGGGGAUUGGGCACGGGAGGCCAGUUCCUGCUUUGCGGAAAUUUUACGGCCGGCUGGUUUGCCAAACUCUGUCAAUUUCUGUUUGCAUUGGUCCCAGCUGGUUAGCUCUUACACCUUUGCCGUGCCUCUUAGGUAGAACAACAGGUUAGCUAGCAUAAGCGUAGGGUCCCAUCUGUUGAUUCCACUAACGCGUUCGUACAUGGCCACCCACUCUUCAACGUCGGCGCCAUCGGUCCCGCAGAAAGUUCCAUGGAGGAUCCUUGGCUUGCACAACGACAACCGAAGGUACAGCAACGUAGCUGGCGACGGUGACGUUGGAGGUGGCAACGACGUUGAUCCCGGGUGCUCACCGUCCUUCAUGGUGCGGACGGUGAUGCGACGCCUACUGCAGAGCUCCGUUUCCAGCCGUGGUACCCCGCACCUCUCACCAAUAUAUUACGGGGAUGUUGCGAGUAUAGGAAAACUAUAUUUACAAAAUAUAUACAGGAUGAGUCAGAGCAGUUAAGAUGGCUGACCACCAACAACACGCAGCAGCCAGCGUCUCCGAUCUUCUUCUUCCUCCUUCUUCCUUCCGUAACAAUAUUAUGUAUAUGUGAGCUAAAAUAAAUCAAAAGUGGCAGCUUAUGUACAUAAACAUUCAAGACAUAAAAAAAGCUUGUUUCAAAUAGACAGUUACUCACUGUGGUGGCUUAGUGUCUAUGGCGGUGCACUGGUAAAGAUGAGGUCAUGGGGGCCGCAGGUGGCCGCAUUUCGAUGGAGGUAAAAUGCGAGAACACUUGCAUAAAUAAAUUUAGGUGCAUGCUGAAGAACCCAAGGUGGUCAAAACUAAUCCAGAGUCCCCCGUAACGGAACGCCUCAAAAUCUGGCGAUGGUCAUGGCAUGUAAGACCACAGAAUUCAAUUCAUUUAAUUUUAUAUUGACAGUUGCCUUUAAUACCAUGUCAGCAACACUUUGCACAUCUGAACAUAUAGAGUAUAUCAAACCCACUCCCGUAAGAGCAGCUGUAGAGGGAAAAAAGCAUUAACAUUCUUUGGCAGGCCCAUCACUAGACACAAAGCCCUCUUAGCAUUGGUAGGCAGCAUUAACUGGCAGUUAACGGUUAACAAGUUUAGUGACGCUACCAUUCUUGUGUCCUUACAUCCUUUCCAGCACCACCUGUUGGCAGUUAUGAAAGAGUGAUCUACCAAACCAGGGGUUCAGCCCGAGGUGAAUUCUGAUUAGCGAUCUUGAGCAAGUUUCCUGCUGGUUGGUUCAUAAUGACUUUGAUUCAUGGUGACUCAAACUAUAGUCAAACCCAGUUAUGAAGAACAGAUCUCCACGCAAAAAAAUAGUUCAGUGUACAUACUAGGUAAUUUGGUGUACCCAAAUUGAACGAAUUUUUGUGAUGAGUUCAUUAAAUAUGGAUUCAUUGAAACCCCCAGUGGAGAUGAAUAAGUGAAGAAGGAAUCAGUGGAAAACAGAACUAUGUGUAGCAGGCAGUAUUUCUCACCUGUGCCUCAGAACUAUUUCUCGGCGUCAAUGAGAAUGGUGUUCUCGGUGCACUAGUUUGUGUACGCCCGCUCCAGUCAACUUCCCUUAAUGUUGGCGCCAUACCGGCACGCUGAAUCUACCCCAGAAAAUAUGCCCUGAAGUGUUGGGCGAUGCCCCGAUCGAUGCCCCGAGUCCAAUAUAAGAAAUAUCCAGUUGGUUAUGAGGGAGCUAUUUUAAUGUAUAUCAGUCAGUGAGUUCUACGUGUACCAUAUAGACGAUAAUCUGCUUUAUCUGGGUUUGUUAAAUUCGGGUUCGACUGUAUUUCCAAUCGAGUGGGUCGCUGUAGAUCAACCUGCUCUGUGAUGGAUCACCUUUUUUUUUUUACUCUGCAGUUGAAAGACAGAAAUUCAACUUACAGUUCAAAAUUCUGGAGUGUACUGCACCUGACAACUUCCGCUGUGAUCCAAGAUGGAACAUUAUGCAUUGCUCUCGUAGAUUUCUGCUUGGGGAAAUCCUAGCAGGGUUUGAGUGCUCGCUCAGGAAUUCAGGUAGCCCCUGAGAAACGACAGGACAAGCACGCCAUCAGCGUUCCUGUCUCAGUGUCCCUUUAAUGAUGGCCUCAUGUGUGCACUCCAGCAAACACAUGUAGCCAUUUCAUGCUGCAAAUCCAGAGAACAGUGCAACUUACCUUGCUCAGUUUUUCACUUACGCGAAGGAACGCUCCACUUACUCUCCUCUGUACCUCAGAAUUGCUGGGUUGUCACAGGUGUCCUUGACAGCCCCUCCUCCCCCUCCCCACCUCUCCAUAUGUUUCUUUCAUGUUUACCUCAGAGACUACCAACAGUAUGACUAUACUUAAAAUGAAUGGUUGUGCUACAGCUGUUUUUGCUCCAUGUGCCUACACAGCAUGUUUGCAUGGUUCAUGAGAGGUGUACCCCGGAUUAGCAUAUACUCAUUGCUGUUAUGACAGCACUUAUGUAAUAGUCUACAGCUCGACACAGGAUUUUUCCACAGGCAAUGUGUUUGCAGGUUUGUACGAUUUGGGUUACGCUUCUUGUGAGCGGUGUAUGAAUUUCAUGAGUUUUGGUUGGAUGUGUGUGCCGAGUCCAAGUUGGAGGGCCCCAUGACUAGGCCCUUCCCUGUGUCAUGCCACCUGUUGGCAGAUCUUGCGACCUGAAACUGUGCAGGAUUUCAGCUUGUUUUCUGUUUAUUGAUUUCUUUAAACUUAAAAGAAAUUGAAGUCUGUGAUGUGUGAGAACUGUCGUCGAUUUGUUUUGAGACAGCUGUUUGUGUAGUCUUUGUUUUCCAUUGUGUUUUUAAUAGCCCAAAGGGCGGUGCCCGACGGCGAGUGCAACAUGUAAGAGCUGUCAGUGAGCACAGUGAACAAUGAACCUGUUGUAAAAAGAUGUUGGUCCUGUGCAAUCUUGCGUUCUGUACAUUACAGACACACUAUAUUGCCGUGUAUGAGUUGAUUCCGAGUGUAAAAUUACCGCUGCCCCCCACCCAACUCAGAUUCCUUGGGACAAAAAAGAAAGUUUUAGAAACACGAGUAAUGGUAAAUUUAUUUCCUGCCUCAAGAAGUUGUACUUUCUGUUGCCAUCUUCAGCGUAACUGUCUGGCCUCGUCAUCUUUGAUGUUGCUCCUGAUGACAGCAUAGUUGUCCCUCUCAUUGGAGUCCUGUUGAAAGCUAUCUGGCUCUGGGUGUCAUUGAAAUAAAGUACUUACUAGCAUCUCGUGAACCAUGUCACACGGUACACCUUUUGAAUUGUGUCACUUUGUAUGCUUAAUGGAAGCUUUCCGAGACAUCAAGGCGUCUCUUCAUUGUAAGCUUCUGCUUACUUCCAAGAACAAUAUUGCCUUCCGUUUGAGCCACACAAAACAUGUCGAGGGAUUUUCGUUGCUAGAUCCACCGGAACGUGCUUCCACAACAGUGCAGACAUACUGGCGUGGCUGAUUGCACAGACAGGAUAUGAUGCCACUACAUCUUCGGCUGAAAGGUAACGACUAGAGACUGAGUGCAAAGCCCACUUUGAGCUAAGGUCUUGCCGAAGCCUUAAAUGCUGCCUAAUGCAAAGCCAGUUCCAUGUGCAUGCCACCGCGUGUGCUAUAAAUAAGUCUCCACGUAUAGGUCAGCACCAUCUAAUUUGGGACGAUCAUUUCUCGCGAAAAAAAAAAAGAAGAGGUCGACUUAUACACGGCAAUAUGAGGUAUUUUUCUUUUCAUUCUGUUGACCCUUUAUCUGUCGUGACGCACAAGGUUGUUGCAUUGCCAUGUGUGUACUGUGCGCAGCAUGGUUGUGGCGGUUCCCUCCCCUCUUUCAGCCUGCAUGCUGCAGCAAGGGAAGCACCACGCACACUUAUUCCAAGUUUAUAUGCAAAAAUAAAGGCAACAGUGAAAACACA